AUGUCACCGCCGUGGCGCCCCGUCGCCGAGGCGCGAGCGCUGUCCCAGAUCGUGAGCCCGCGGGUUCGCUUCCUGUGCGUCGACGCGACGCCGCGCCACGUCCUCCUCGGCGCGAACACCGGCACCGUGUACGUCUUCGCGAGACACGCGGACGACGUCGACGGCAAGCUGCGCUUCGUCACCGCGGUCGCGCCGGAUCCGGACAUCCCGUCGCUUCGAACGAACGCGGUGCGACGCGUCGCGCUGCAUCCGAACGGGUGGAUGUGCGCGUGCGCGUACGAGGACGGCAUGACGCGCGUGUGGGCGAUCCCGGACGUGAACGCGGCGUCGACGCCCAGGAGAAGCGAACGCGGCGGGGUCGUCGCGAGCGUCGAACCCGGGACCCCGGGGAUGGAAACCUCCGAAGACGACGAAGUCACGACGCUGGCGUGGUCCCCGGACGGGUCCACGCUCGUCGUCGGGGACAGGAGCGGGAGGGUGCGAUGCACCGGAGGAGGUUAG
Molecule: messenger RNA, 501 nt
Organism: Micromonas pusilla CCMP1545
Lineage: Eukaryota; Viridiplantae; Chlorophyta; Mamiellophyceae; Mamiellales; Mamiellaceae
Exons: 2
Coding region: 1-501 (166 amino acids)
Molecular function (GO): protein binding
Source: RefSeq, a predicted model, not a curated record